Mesorhabditis belari is the source of this 534-nucleotide messenger RNA. The record is from the annotation of a GenBank genome assembly. Lineage: Eukaryota; Metazoa; Nematoda; Chromadorea; Rhabditida; Rhabditidae.
AUGGCCGGACAGGGAAGCGCGCAAAGAUUAUUGGACAAAUUCAUUAACGAAAUCGAGACCGAAGAGGGCGUCACAAAGAAGAUCAAGCGAAAAACGACCGGCGCCGAACGAGCACGACAGAACACAAAAGUUGUGUUGAGAGCCGCUGGGAAGGGACAAGUCGAACUGCCCGAUGAUGAGAGUUACUUGGGCAAGCCGAUGCCGAAGAGUCGAAUCAACGUGAAUCGAGUGGCAAGAGAAGGCUAUUCUCUCAUCGAACAGACGCGAAACAACAAGCCUGCGGAUUUGGCCGAACGAAACUUGCGCUACUUGAGACACGUGCAGAAACGGGCGAUGAAAAAUGCUGAUCUCGCCGAACAGAUGAUGGCCAAGGAGUCGGCGGCUGCGAUCGCACGACAAGAACGCGAGAAAAUCACGGGACAACGAGAGAAGAAGAAACGAACAACGCCAAAGGACAAGUCGGUCUUCUCGGAGAAGGAUUUCGCAGUUUUCAAGAAGAAAGAAAUGAAACCGAUCGAUUUGGAGGAUAUGUGG